UGGGAGUUCCCCCACCACCCACCACCGGGGCUCUAACCACUGGCUGUUGCGUCCAGGAAAGUUGGACUUUGAAACGCGGAGUACACCGAGUUUGACAAGAUUGUGAAGUGGCAUGGGGCCCUAGUUUACUGGGACUGGGCUCAGAUCCAAGUCCACGAGCGACAAGUAUCGGCUGCUCAAGAGCGGUGACCGAGGGCGGCAGGAAUAGUUGCGCGUUUCCAUCUCCUCGCAUCUCUUUUAUUUCACCCGAGCUUCCCUGGGGCUUCCCUUGGGCUUCCCUCACUUCUCCGGAAGGCCUGUCGAAUGACCUAGCGUCCGCGAGCUCGCACCCGGCUUACAGGUAACUUCAUCUUUCCAGCUCCAGCCUGCUCCAGCCCGGCUUCGAGGCAAACAUGGGGAAAGUGACGCUGUACGGCUUCGACGCCAGUCCCCCAUUCCGCGCUGCGAAGAUGUCCUGCGCCGCACUGGGCGUCGAGUACACCGUCAAAUACGUUGAUGUGACCCAGAUGGAGAAUCGUCGUCCCGAGUACCUCAAGCUCAACCCUAUACACACCGUACCCACCAUGGUUGAUGGUGACUAUGUUCUCUUUGACAGCCAUGCAAUAUCUUGCUAUCUGGCUAAUAAGUAUGGCAAGGAUGACAAAUGGUAUCCGAAAGACCCAUGUCAAAGAGGCAUUGUGGACCAAAGGCUUCACUUUGACUGUAGUGUCCUAGGCAUCGCUUUGAGAAAUGUGGGGGUGCCUCUUCUGUUUGGAAAGCAACCAAAUGAAAAGACAAUUGCUCCACUUGUAAAAGCAGUAAAAUCCCUUGACAAGCUACUUGGUGACAAUGAAUUUAUUGCUCUCAAUCAUCCAACUAUUGCGGAUUGUCACUGUUCUGCCACAGUUUUAAGUAUUCAGGCUUUACUGCCAAAUGCUGUCACAUCACGAGUUGCAGCUUGGCUCGAGAGAUGUAAAACAGCACUCCCCGGUUUUGAGAAGAUCAACAAUCCUGCCUUGGAACAACUACAGACAUUAAGAGAAAUGGGCAGGUCAAAACUGUAGCCCCGUUGCAAUAUUGUAAUAAAUAUGAGCUCAGAAAUUCA
This is a messenger RNA of Thrips palmi, 1084 nucleotides long. Its product is annotated as glutathione S-transferase 1-like. The record is from RefSeq and is a predicted model, not a curated record. Gene Ontology annotation, biological process: glutathione metabolic process. The transcript is spliced from 5 exons. Gene Ontology annotation, molecular function: glutathione transferase activity. NCBI's taxonomy places the organism in Eukaryota, Metazoa, Arthropoda, Insecta, Thysanoptera, Thripidae. Bases 393 to 1043 code for a protein of 216 amino acids.